This is a messenger RNA of Mercurialis annua (annual mercury), 1793 nucleotides long. Its product is annotated as stemmadenine O-acetyltransferase-like. The coding region runs from base 395 to 1732 and encodes 445 amino acids. Lineage: Eukaryota; Viridiplantae; Streptophyta; Magnoliopsida; Malpighiales; Euphorbiaceae. The record is from RefSeq and is a predicted model, not a curated record. The transcript has a single exon.
UCCCUAACCAAACUUUUGACCUCCCAAAGCCAAAUGCCAUAAGUUGGGUCACGGAAUGGCUUCUCUCAAAUAUAAAUUCUCUCAAUUUUUCUCAAAUCCAUUCAGACUUAACAACUAAGCAUAAUUAUAUUUAAUUUCUUCCAUUUUUAUCAUUUAACUUAGGUGUAAACAUCUAAACGGACUUAAAAAAUAUAGAGGGAAUUUGACUUGAAGUGAUCCGCUACAUAGCAAUUGGAUAUUGCAUAAGUAAAAUUAUCAUCUGUCAUUGUUAUACAGGACAAGGGAAGAAUCUUCGAUCUUGUAACUUAUUUGCUACAGUUGUUAUGCCAAAUACUUUAUAUUAAUCGACAAUUCUACAUCAUAUAGUUCCAUACAAAUCUUCAAAGAAACAAAAAUGGAAGUGCAGUUUAUUUCUAAACAAAAUGUGAGACCAUCUUCUCCAACACCCCCACACCUCAGAAUCUUCAAGCUUUCCAUUUUAGAUCAGCUCAUCCCAUCUGCGUAUGCUCCGAUUGUCCUCUUCUAUUCCGUGAACACAAAUACUAAAGUUCUGGAAAGAUUGAGUCUGCUAAAAUCAUCUCUAUCGGAAACUCUAACGCGGUUUUACCCUCUCGCUGGAAAGAUAAUUAAUGAUCUUUCCAUAAACUGCAACGACGAAGGGGCCAAUUUUGUCGAAACGCGAGUUAGUUGUUGCCUUGAUGAAUUCCUUACCGAACCUGUCGACCUUCAUUUCAUAAAUAAGUUGCUUCCCUGUCAAUUUAUUACGGAAGGAUCAAUGGAGGGUACUUAUGUGACAAAUGUUCAAGCUAAUGUUUUUGAGUGUGGUGGAAUUGCGAUUGGUAUAUGCAUCUCUCAUAAGAUUCUGGAUGGUGCUGCACUGAGCACUUUUCUCAAGGGGUGGACUAGCACGGCUCAGGGCUGCCGUAAAGUAGUGUUUCCGAAAUUUACAGGCGCUGCUCUUUUUCCGGCGAAUGAUUUAUGGCUGAAAGAUUCGUCGAUGGCAAUGUGGGGCUCUAUGUUUAGAAAGGGUAAUUGCAUUACUCGGAGAUUUGUGUUUGAUGCCUCGGCAAUAAGCAAGCUGAAAGCACAAACAACUUCCUCAGGUGGUCUGUCCAUGCCCACCCGUGUGGAAGCAGUCUCAGCUCUCUUAUGGAAGUCUAUUAUAGCUGCCUCAGCAGAAUUACACGGACUUCCUAGAAAAUCUUUAUUAACCCACGUAGUGAAUCUUCGGACAAGAUUGGAACCAUCUUUGUCAGAAAAUUCAUUGGGAAAUUUCCUGUGGCUAGCAGAUGCUGAAUUCACAGGCGAGUCAACAUCAGAACCUGAAUUCAAUGAGUUGUUACGCAAGGUAAGAGAAGCAAUAUCAAGAAUUGAUCAUAAAUUUGUUGAACAAAUCAAAGGUGAUGAAGGGGUCAAUUGUUUGAUGGCCGAGUCCAUUAAGCAAAUUGGUGAGAAGUGUUCGAAAGAUGAAGUGGACUGUGUUGGAUUUUCAAGCUGGUGUAAGUUGGGUUACUAUGAUGCUGAUUUUGGGUGGGGAAAGCCUGUUUGGGUCAGUAGUAUUGGUUUGUCUGGUUCGAUUGUUCUGAAUCUUGUGAUUUUGGUUGACACAAGAUCAGGUGACGGUGUGGAAGCUUGGGUGAGCUUGGAUGAACAAGUUAUGGCUAUAUUGGCAAGCAACCCGGACCUCCUCAAAUUGGCAUCAAUGGACCCAAGUCCUCUAGUGAUUUACUAAAAGCAUGGAUAUUUCAUUUCAUUAACAUUUUUUACUUUAAAGAUACAUCAUAGAUUUAGCA